This is a messenger RNA of Aureobasidium namibiae CBS 147.97, 1383 nucleotides long. Its product is annotated as acetylornithine deacetylase/succinyldiaminopimelate desuccinylase-like deacylase. Gene Ontology annotation, molecular function: hydrolase activity. The record is from RefSeq and is a predicted model, not a curated record. The coding region runs from base 1 to 1383 and encodes 460 amino acids. NCBI's taxonomy places the organism in Eukaryota, Fungi, Ascomycota, Dothideomycetes, Dothideales, Saccotheciaceae. The transcript has a single exon.
AUGUUCAAACAGGCGUUACUAGACACAAUCGACGCCGAGCGACAAGACCUCAUCAGCUUCCUCCAAUCCUUGACUCGCGCCGACUCCUCAAACCCUCCCGGAGACACAAUAGCAGCAGCAUGUGUAGUCACCACAUUUCUGGCUUCUCGCGAUGUUCCCUCAACGCUUAUUGCUCCAAAGAGUGAUGCACCCAAUAUCACCAGCACAUUCCCCGCGGUAUCGCAAACACCGACUCACAGUCGUUCUUCAUCACUACAUCAAUUGGACGAACAACAUACUCCAAGCCCACGCGACUCUGUGUUUGCAGAUAGUGGUAUCUCGACGCCGAAUCCUGGUCCGAGGUUGAUUAUGAAUGGACAUAUUGACGUGUUUCCCAUCUCUGAGGCCGAGAGAUCACAAUGGACGCACGAUCCCUUGUCUGCUGAUAUCGAGAACAAUCGAAUGUACGGACGCGGCUUGGUGGACAUGAAGGCAGGCACCGCUGCAAUCAUCGCCGCAUAUACUUAUAUCUUCGCGCAUCGACAUCUCCUGAACGGCACAGCCGUGUUGGAAGCAGUGUCUGACGAAGAGACAGGUGGAAAGUGGGGAAGCAAAUACUUGCUCAACGACGACGACAGAAAGGAUACAUGGACGGGAGAUGUGAACCUCAACGCCGAACCUACAGGUCUUCAAAGCAUAAGAUUUGCCGAGAAGGGCACUUUACGGAUGACCUUUUCAGUUAAAGCCCAAAGCGCACACGGAGCUUACACGCAUCUAUCUGAAGGUGCAAUACGCAUCGCAACAAGAUUGAUCAUAGAGUUAGUCAAACUCGAGGAUUUUUCUGAUUUCGACGUCGACCCCGAAGUGCGGAGAUACCUAGACAAGCAAGAAGUUCGAGAUACAGUCGACGAAAUCAUGGGCACUGGCGCCUCCAACAACAUUCUCAAACCAACAGUGAACAUCGGAACCAUCAAUGGCGGCACAAAAGUCAACACCAUCCCCGGCGAUUGCAAAUUCGAAGUCGACAUCCGUCUCCCCAUCGGUCUCGUCGCCGCGACCAUGCUCAACCAAAUCAACACCAUUCUUAAAAACUUCCCUGCAGCAACUUAUGAAGUUCAAGAAGCAGCUUCCAAUCCACCGAAUUCAUGUGCUUUUGAUCACGCUCUCACACGCGCCAUAGCAGAUAAUGCCGAACAUAUCCUCGGACGAAAACCAAUUGCUAUACCAUCACUGGGUGCUACGGACGCCAAACACUGGCGGUACAAAGGUGUUCCGGCCUACAGUUAUGGGCUUUCUCCAGAGGGUAUGGCGGGGAUUGAUGAGAGUGUUGAUCUUGAUGAUUAUAUCAACCUCGUCAAGAUUCUCACUUUGACCGCGUGGGACUUUUUGACUGGCCCUGCAUAG